UAUUGAUCGUCGGGGCGCUCUGCGCGGCUGUACUCAUUCUCUCCUUACUCAUAAUGUACGAGGCGCGCACCCGCUUUUAAUUCCAUUACGCCUUGUUCAGUCUUCCACGAACCCUCUUGGCGCGUCGUCGUCGCCAUCAGCAGCACUCCACGCUCUGCAGUCGGUGUUCCGCCGUCGUGCAAGUCUGUCCCUGCUCAUUCUAGAUAUCAUUUUCCACACGUUUUGUUUUCGCUCGCGUCCACGAGACAACAGCUUCACCGACGAGUCGAAUAAUUAUAACAUUGUUACGUACACUCGGCGCCAGCGAACUACUGUGUGUGUGUGUGUGUGUGUGUGUGUGUGCGCGUAUUUAUAUGUAUGUGUGUGUGUGUGCGCGCACGUAUUUAUGUGUGUGUGUGUGUGUAUAUGUGUGCCCGCACGUCGGUAAUUUGCAAUAUUUUACUUCCAAAUUUGCCGCUAUAGGUACCCUAUUGCGCUCCCGAAAUGCGUCAUGCCAACAUUACGCGUAGUAGUAAUUCAACUUAUUCUCGCGGCCGGCUUACGGUUCGCCCGCUGUGAAUCGGUAUUCGAUUCGCAUGUCGUCGACCAAGAAUAUAUUGUCACGUUCAAUGGAUAUUACCAUAACGAAACUCGGUACAAGUAUAUAUCGGCUGCUUUGAAAUCUUCAGGCAUUGUAAAUUGGAGAAUCUUGGAUAGAAAAAACGCUGCCAGCAAAUAUCCAAGCGAUUUUGAUGUUUUAUUUGUGGAUGAAUUCUAUUCAAUAAAAGCCUUGGAUGUACUGACUGAUCAUCCUGUGAUUAAAAAAGUAUCACCACAGCGAGUUGUACAAAGAAAUUUAAAUGAAUAUGUUAAUGAAACUGAAAAUAAUGUACUUUUACAUAAAAGAAGUCUUGGCCAAGAUGUCAAAUUUUGGUAUAAACUAAACAAACGUUAUAAAACUCGUCAUAUUCUUCGUAUUGUUCCUUCUCAAAUUACCAAAGUUCUCAAAGCUGAUGUAUUGUGGCGGUUAGGUAUUACAGGCAAGGGAGUAAAAGUAGCUAUUUUUGAUACUGGUUUGAGUGUAUCUCAUCCACAUUUCAAAAGAGUAACUGAAAGAACUGAUUGGACAGGGGACGGUGACUUGGAUGAUGGUCUUGGUCAUGGAACUUUUGUAGCAGGACUUAUAGCAUCAAAUCGUGAAUGUUUUGGGUUUGCUCCUGAUGCUGAUUUACAUAUUUUCAGAGUAUUCACUAAUAACCAAGUUUCAUAUACAUCAUGGUUUUUGGAUGCAUUUAACUAUGCUAUAAUGAAAAAAGUUCAUGUUCUUAACUUGAGUAUUGGUGGACCUGAUUUUAUGGACCAACCAUUUGUAGAUAAAGUUUGGGAAUUAACUGCUAAUGGGGUUAUCAUGAUAUCAGCUAUUGGCAAUGAUGGGCCUUUGUAUGGUACUUUAAAUAAUCCUGCGGAUCAAAUGGAUGUCAUUGGAGUAGGUGGGAUAAGUUUUGAUGAUCAUAUAGCCAAAUUUUCAUCACGAGGAAUGACUACUUGGGAAUUACCUCAAGGAUAUGGCCGCUUAAAACCUGAUAUAGUUAGUUAUGGCACAGAUGUACAUGGUUCAAGUGUGAGUGGAGGGUGUCGAAGUCUUUCUGGCACUAGUGUUGCUUCACCUGUUGUAGCUGGAGCUGUUACACUAUUAACUAGUGGUAUAUUGGCCCAAGGUAAAGUAGUCAAUCCAGCAAGUAUGAAACAAACCCUUUUAGCCAGUUCUCAAAGAUUACCUGGCAUCAAUAUGUUUGAACAAGGACAUGGAAAACUUGACCUCUUGCAAGCUUACAAAGUAUUAUCUAGCUAUGUACCACAAGUCAGUUUCAGCCCUAGUUAUAUAGAUUUAACUGAAUGCCAAUAUAUGUGGCCUUAUUGCACUCAACCAUUAUAUUAUACUGGCAUACCAAUUAUUGUUAAUGUCACUGUACUCAACGGUUUGGAUGUAUUUGGAAAAGUAAUUGGUAUUCCUAUUUGGUAUCCAUAUUUCCACGAUAAUGGACAUUAUUUAGAUGUAACAAUAAGUUAUUCUCAAAUAUUGUGGCCAUGGUCUGGUUGGAUGGCUAUUGCAUUGGUUGUAUCUCAAACUACUCCUGAAGAUUGGAGUGGUACUGUCUCUGGACAUAUUGAGAUUACUAUUGAAUCAGCCAAUACUAAUCAUACAGUAAAAUUGCCUUUACGAGCUGCUAUAAUACCUCCUCCGCCAAGAAUUAGAAGAAUUCUAUGGGAUCAGUAUCACAAUUUAAGGUAUCCACCAGGAUAUUUUCCAAGAGAUAAUUUAAAUGUGAAAAAUGACCCAUUGGACUGGAAUGCAGAUCACAUACACACAAAUUUUAAAGGAUUAUAUCAGCAUUUGCGUAGCUCUGGUUAUUAUGUGGAAGUGUUAGGUGAACCAUAUACAUGUUUCAAUGCAGCAAACUAUGGAUCAUUGUUAGUUAUAGAUCCUGAAGAAGAAUAUUUUACUGAAGAAAUAACAAAAAUUGAAAAUGAUAUUGCAAAAUACAAUUUAUCAGUUAUCAUCUUUGCUGAAUGGUAUAAUGUUUCAGUGAUGCAAAAGAUAAAAUUUUUUGAUGAGAACACUAAACAAUGGUGGACACCACUAACAGGUGGCUCAAAUAUACCAGCUUUAAAUGAUUUGUUGGCACCUUAUGGUAUAUCUCUAGGUUCUAAUGUUUAUUAUGGAGAAUUCGGAAUGGGAGAUAGAAAAGUACAUUACUCUUCAGGUAGUCACAUAACAUCAUUUCCAAAUGAAGGCAUUGUUGUAGCUAAAACUUUAAAAAAUCAGGGUGAAGACAUUUUAGGCGGUGAUAAAACUGGACAAGAAGUUAACGUUCCAGUUUUAGGCUUGUAUAAAUCGACAGGAUAUAUUAUUUUAUUUGGUGAUUCAAAUUGUCUAGAUAAUAAUCAUAUAGAAAUAGAUUGUUAUUGGAUGUUAGAUGCCAUCUUAGAAUACAUAUCUACUGGUAAACUACCACAUGUUUUUCUUGAAGAUAAUGUGAAAAUUAGUAACAAUACAACUAAACAUUUAACUGAACGUCUAGAAAAUAAUGACUUCUACAAAUACUCCAAAGUUGUUAGUAAAAGUGAUUCUGGAAUUUCACAAUUACCUAUUCCUUCGUGUGUCAAAAUUAAUUUGGCUAAAACUAUAGUUUUAAAUAUCUCGGCAAAUAGUGAUGACUACAAACCACAAAAAUUGAAAAGUGAUCCUUCUUAUAAUGAUGAAAAUGAGUAUGAGUGGUUACAAUCUCUAGCAGCUAGUUCAAAAUCAUCGAACGAGAUAAUAUUAACUGAAGGAUUAUUCACUGGAUUUUUUUUGCCUCUUACAACACUUGCAAUUGUGUUGUCUAUGGUGGCUAUUUAUGUUUUAUGGAGAUAUUAUUGUUGGAGAGCAAAAGCUAAACAAGGUCUUAUAGCUCUUGGUAAAAAAAAGACUGUUGGUGGAAUUAAAAAGAGUUUUAUGUAUGUGCUCAAUCACAACAGUAGACUUCAAUCUUCUAGUGGAUACAAUUUGUGAUCAUAUGUGUAAUAACUUAUAUGUUAUAUAUUUUAUAGUUUAUACUUUGUAUUAUCAAUAGGUAAAAUGUUUUAUAGAACAAGUA
This is a messenger RNA of Sipha flava (yellow sugarcane aphid), 3620 nucleotides long. RefSeq names its product membrane-bound transcription factor site-1 protease (gene S1P). Gene Ontology annotation, molecular function: serine-type endopeptidase activity. Gene Ontology annotation, cellular component: Golgi apparatus. Lineage: Eukaryota; Metazoa; Arthropoda; Insecta; Hemiptera; Aphididae. Bases 491 to 3535 code for a protein of 1014 amino acids. Gene Ontology annotation, biological process: proteolysis. The record is from RefSeq and is a predicted model, not a curated record. The transcript is spliced from 16 exons.